AAGAACCAGCAAAGUUGCUACACCAUCCAUCCUUUGCCUCCUUUCUUGAUUGUGUGAUCAGUAAUUAGAAAGAUCGAUGAGGAAGCCUGCAGCUGCUGCAGAUCAUAAUAAUAAUAAUACAAUGAUAAUGGUGAAGGAAAAGGUGAACACUAACAGUGUUAUUCAUAAUAAGGGUAAGCUGAGGAAGGGUUUGUGGUCGCCGGAGGAGGACGAGAAGCUCAUGAAUUACAUGCUCACCAACGGGCAGGGCUGUUGGAGCGACAUUGCCAGAAAUGCGGGUCUCCAGAGGUGCGGGAAGAGCUGCCGCCUGCGCUGGAUCAAUUAUCUCCGCCCCGACCUCAAGCGCGGUGCCUUUUCCCCUCAGGAGGAAGAACUUAUCAUCCAUUUACAUUCCAUUCUUGGCAACAGGUGGUCUCAGAUUGCGGCCCGGCUGCCGGGGAGGACCGACAAUGAAAUCAAGAAUUUCUGGAAUUCCACAAUAAAGAAGAGGCUAAAGAACAACAGUAACAACAACAACUCAGAAUCCUCCCCAAACAACAGUAACAGCGACUCCAUGUCAGAAUUAAUUAAGGCUACUGGUACUACUGCAGGGGGUAGCCUUAAUUACAUGGGAGCAGCAGGGACAAUUUUCAUGCAAGAAUACGAGGUGGCAGCCAUUUGCAUGGAUUCCUCCUCGUCUUCCUGUUCCUCCAUGCAGCCACCCUCUAAUUUGGGCAGUACCCAAUUCACCAACCCUUUUAACAAUACCACUACUCAUCAUCACCAUCAUCAUGAUCAGAGUAAUAUUUUCAUCGACGCAAAUUCAGUAUUCAACUUGUCAGCUUGCUUACAGCAAGGAGGAGGAGGAGGAGGAGUUGGAGUUGGUGGGGUUGGGGGGUUUGGGGAUUAUGAUCAUCAUGAUGCUGCAGGGGUGAUGGAAUUACCAUAUGAUCAUAUGAUGGGGUUGGAAAGUGAGCUUUCAGUGCCUGGAUUGGAGCACAACAACAUUAGUAGUUACAACAAUGGGGUAAAUUUGGACAAGAACAAUAAACAGGUGAACCAAUACUAUAAUUUGAUGAAUGAUCAGUGUAGUACUAAAGUAGAGGAAUUAGUGGAGGUUGGGUUUGGAGUUGGAAUUGGAAAUGAUGAUAAUUGGGAGGGAUCAGAAAGCUUCAAAAUGGGGGAAUUGGAUUGGGAGGGUUUGUUGGCUAAUGUCUCCUCCUUACCUAAUUACCUUGAUUUCCAACUUCAAUAAUUCAUAAUCUCUCUCUCUCCCUCUCUCAUAAACACACACAAUUCUUUGUCAUAGCCCCUACUCAUUCAUGUCCUGAUCACUAAAUUUUGAGAUGUGAGCGAAAAUACUAGACGACGGUGGCACGCGGUUUACUAUAUAUGUUGGAAGUUUUUGGUUUUGGGGAUCCAUGAAAUAAGUGGUUGAGUAUAUACCAUUAUAGCUAGGGAUAUUGAUCAUCACAUAUAUAUGUAUGUAGAAAUUGAAUUGAAGGUGCAUGGUAGGUUCGUACGUACUAGGUAGGACAUAUAUAUAUAUAUUGGCAACAUGUGAAUAGUGAAGAAGAUGGGAUCAGAUGGUGAUUCAUGAGACCAAGAACAUAAUAAAGGAUAUCAUUCAAUUUGUAUUUAGUCUUUGUCUUUUUUGUUUUUGUAUAGUUUGGAAUCAAUAAUAUAUAUGAUAUAAGGAGGAGGAUGGAGAUACUACUGCU
Messenger RNA from Sesamum indicum (sesame), 1700 nucleotides. It is a transcript of the gene MYB83, whose product is annotated as myb domain protein 83. The record is from RefSeq and is a predicted model, not a curated record. NCBI's taxonomy places the organism in Eukaryota, Viridiplantae, Streptophyta, Magnoliopsida, Lamiales, Pedaliaceae.